AAUAAUGUUAUUAUUGCGUUCCGUAUAAAACAAAGUGUAAACAUGUUUUGAUGUCUUUUAUAUAACUAAUGAGUUUAUUUUUAGUGCGAUUCGAAAGUAAUAAUUGCUACGUGGUUUGGAACGUCAAGUGAAUGUACCCAUCAGCGAAUGAAUUACAAAAAAAAGUUUUAUUUUUCUUAUAUUGGUACGAGAUUUUAUUGAUUGUUUUCUUUCAAGAUUUUCGGCCAGACGGCGAUUGAAAUUGCAAGUUUCUGUGAUAUAUUUAUUUUCAAUAAUUAACUUUUCUUAUCAAGAUAUUAAAUGAUCAGGGAUAUCGAGUUAUGUCUAUAAGUAAUGGAAGGAACGGAACUGGGUGGCGACCAGCAAUUUUGUUUGAGAUGGAACAAUUUUCAAGCGAAUAUAACAUCUCAAUUCGAGGCACUGCGCGAUGAUGAGGAUUUCGUGGAUGUCACCCUGGCAUGCGAGGGACACAGGCUAGAAGCUCAUAAAGUGGUAUUAUCAGCGUGUAGCCCUUAUUUCAAGGAACUAUUUAAAAACAACCCAUGCCCUCAUCCAAUAAUAUUUAUGCGGGACUGCGAGGUGUCACAUGUGCGUGCUCUGCUUCAGUUCAUGUAUGUUGGCCAGGUGAACAUUGCACAGGCACAACUCAGUGCCUUCCUGAGGACAGCUGAUGCUCUACAAAUUCGUGGUUUAACAGACUGCUCACAACACAACGAUAAAAAAACAAGCCGCAAAUCUCCACCUUCACAGCUACGUAAUUUACUGAGCGCUAAGCCGUCACAUUCUACCUCUUCUUCCAAAGCCGCAAGCCAAAAUGUGGAAUCUACUGUUGAUGAUCAAGAAAAGAACACGAAUCGUUCUGCUAGGAAUUCUCCCGAAGUGCCCAGAAAUAAUCUCAGCGAAGAUGCUCCAUUUCAAAGUUCUAGUCAAACGAGGCCUAAUAACGAAGACUAUAGCCAAACUUGUAACUAUCCCACUUUAAGGGUGAAAACUGAUCUCGAAGUGACAGAUGUUAAUAAUGAUGAAAGUGAUAUUCUUAUGGACCCCGGCGAUGCAGAGAGAGAAAGCAAGUGCCAAGACUUCACUGUGACAGAUUUAUUGGAACCAAAAAUGGAAGUCAUGGAACAAGAAGCAAGCGAUGAGGAAAGAUCAAGUUUACAGCAAAUGUAUUACAAUGAUAAUAAUUCACUUGCGAAUCCUUUUGCGACUUUACAAGGUAGUGUGGAUCUUAUGGCAGGGAUGAACUCGGACCUAAACGAGAACGCUGAAGGUCGAUGGGACAGCAGGAGGAACAGGCCGGUGCCAGACGCGGUGUGGUUGGAGCAACAUCGGCGGGCGUUACCAUUCGUGCUCAAGAGGGAAAAUGAACGAGUUGCCGCCCCUAGGCUUAUAACGCUCGGCGAGGGGGUCGAGAUACGCGAGGACCUGCUGCGGGGAGUGAAGUGGGGCGACUACAGGAAGGUGACGCGGGGGCUGGCGGCCGCGCUGUUCUCGCCCAUCGAGCUGGCCACGUGCUCCGUGACGGGCCAGCGCUGGUCGCGCGCGGGGCAGGAGUCGCGGCCCACCAAGCCGCCGCUGGACCGGCGCCGGGUGCACGCGCUCAUCUCGUACGUCAGCAGGCAGUUCCCCGAGGUCGAGGUCAGCCGCAUCAAGCAGGUGCUGGCCUACAAGUGCAAAGAGAACUGCGCAGCGCUGAGGAUGAGGACGGCCAGCGAGUCCAGCAACUACCUGCUGAGCGCGGCGGGCCGGGCUCCGCCCUGCGACGACGGGCCUCCGCCCCCGGCGCCGCAUCACCCGACCACGACCAGGCCUUCCUACUCCAACUUGUAUGUAUAUUGAUCUGUUAUCAGCCUGCGGGGCUGAGCUUAACACUGUAAACGAAGUUGGCUCAUAAAAAAUGGCAGUUUUGCAAAUUAACCAAUUUUAUUUACUUAUUGCUCACCGCACACAUGUCUCUGUCUUACAAGGGCUCAGGAUUCAAAAAGAUCCGCGGUUGUCUCAGGUCUGCCACCAAAGAAUCCUGAAAUAUUUUGGGCACAUUGCUGACGGGGAAAGACGGAUAGGCUGAAUCGACCGUAACCGAUGGAGCCGUCCUGUCGACAAAGAAUGAGACAGAAAUAUGCAUACUAUUGAAUUGAAAAUUUCUUUAUCAUCGUUGUGAUUUGAAAGUCGAUAAAACGAAAAAGCGACAGUAAAAAGAGCAGUCACAUUAAUUCAUAUAAUAUUGGGAGAUAAUGAGAUAGGAAGCAUAAUACAAUGUUUUGGUACCAGGCGAUCAUAGUUAAAGACGAGAUUGUCUAAAGUAUGGCGCGAGUAUACUUUUAUAUAUUCUGACUCCAAGCGCACCACGUAAUACUACAUAUACACCAGGAGAACAUAUUAUUAUAUAUAUUAGUGGUGGUAGGAAUGUUUUUCAUAGCGGUUGAAAUCAUGUGUCAUCCUAGCAACACGUACUAGGAAUUCAUAUGCAGUUUAGAGGUUCAUGCACCAUGUAGGUUUCACUUCUGACCUGUGUACUUUGUACGCACGCAAUGUUUCUUUUUUAUUUAUUAUAAACAUACA
Leptidea sinapis is the source of this 2562-nucleotide messenger RNA. RefSeq names its product protein tramtrack, beta isoform-like. Gene Ontology annotation, biological process: regulation of transcription by RNA polymerase II. The transcript is spliced from 7 exons. The record is from RefSeq and is a predicted model, not a curated record. Bases 334 to 1839 code for a protein of 501 amino acids. Lineage: Eukaryota; Metazoa; Arthropoda; Insecta; Lepidoptera; Pieridae. Gene Ontology annotation, molecular function: DNA binding; protein binding. Gene Ontology annotation, cellular component: nucleus.